This is a messenger RNA of Phacochoerus africanus (Common warthog), 3624 nucleotides long. It is a transcript of the gene FBH1, whose product is annotated as F-box DNA helicase 1. The transcript has 22 exons. Gene Ontology annotation, molecular function: hydrolase activity; protein binding; ATP binding. Gene Ontology annotation, cellular component: nucleus. The record is from RefSeq and is a predicted model, not a curated record. Lineage: Eukaryota; Metazoa; Chordata; Mammalia; Artiodactyla; Suidae. The coding region runs from base 436 to 3351 and encodes 971 amino acids. Gene Ontology annotation, biological process: replication fork processing; double-strand break repair via homologous recombination.
GGCGGAGCUGGCGGAGGAAGUCCGCGGCCUGCUCGGGCUCGCGCUGCCCCGGGGACGCUGAGACUGGGACGCCUGGGGGGCUCUGGCCCGGCGGCGGCGGCAGGAGCCCCGUUGCAGAGCGCCAUAGAUUUCCUCUCAAAUCUGAAGGAAACUAUGCUAAGAAACCGACAUGACUAAAAACUGGGAAAAUAGCAGAGGAGAAAGGCUGGAUGAGUGAGACGGUUUAAGCGGAAGCAUCUUACGGCCAUCGACUGCCAACAUUUGGCGCGGAGUCACUUGGCUGUGGCCCAGCCCUUCGGUCAAAGAUGGACAAACAGAGACCCCAGCCACGGUCUCUAUCCUAGACCCAGAGCAAAGCGAGGGACUCGGGGUCGAGGAUGCCCAGGAUACAACCCUGAGUUCUUCGUGUCCAGCCGGCAGCAGCGCACCAAUGUCAUGGCCAAGAGCACUUCUGGGGGCCAGGACAGCGCCAAGGACUCGGGGGACGAGAUGAUCUUUGCCGCCGAGAGCACGUGCGCCCUGCCUCCGGAGGGGGACGGGGAGGCAAGGCUGGGGCCGCCGGGGGCGGCGCUGCCUGCCAGGAAGCGGUCUCGGGCCUUCGAGGACGAGGACGAGCGGCAGCCCACCACGGGCCCCCGGCGGUGGGCUGGGGCUUCUAAGAAGACGCUGCGGCACCCCUUGUCCCCGUCGUGCCCCAGGCCCGGGGAGGCCCGGUGGGAAGCCGAGGGGCCUGUGUCGCGGCCUGGGGAGUUCUGCGGAGGAGACCAGGAGGACGAUGGGCCCGACCCCGACCCGGACCCGCACUACGGGCUCCUCGGGAGCCUGCCGGGCCAGGAGCCCCAGAGCCGCAUCUGUAGCCUGCCCAGCGAGGUGCUCAGGCACAUCUUUGCCUUCCUCCCCGUGGAGGACCUCUACUGGAACCUGAGCUUGGUGUGCCACCUCUGGAGGGAGAUCAUCAGUGACCCGCUGUUCAUUCCUUGGAAAAAGCUCUAUCACCGCUACCUGCUGAACGAAGAGCAAGCUGUCAGCAAAGUGGACGGCAUCCUGGCGAGCUACGGCAUAGAGAAGGAGUCGGACCUGUGCGUCUUGAACCUCAUCCGCUACACAGCCACCACCAAGUGCUCCCCGAGUGUGGACCCUGCACGGGCAUUGUGGAGCCUGAGGGAUCACCUCCUCCUCCCCGAGGCAGAGGCCUGCGUGCGCCAACACCUCCCGGAUCUCUAUGCGGCCCCGGCGGGCGUCAACGUGUGGGCCUUAGUGGCGGCCAUCGUCCUCCUGUCCAGCAGCGUGAAGGACAUCCAGCAGCUGCUCUUCUGCCUGCGGCGGCCCAGCUCCACCGUGACAGUGCCGGAGCUCGCGGAGACCCUGUACUGCAUGGCCGUGCUGCUCUAUGCCAUGCGUGAGAAGGGCAUCAGCAUCAGCAACCGGAUUCACUACAACAUUUUCUAUUGCCUGUAUCUUCAGGAGAAUUCCUGUGCUCGGGCCACAGAAGUCAAGGAGGAGCCCUCGGUUUGGCCGGGCAAGAAAACAACCAUCCAGCUUACACAUGAGCAACAGCUGAUCCUGAGCCAUAAGAUGGAGCCUCUCCAGGUGGUAAAGAUUAUGGCAUUUGCAGGCACCGGGAAGACCUCGACCCUGGUCAAGUACGCGGAGAAGUGGUCGGAGAGCAGGUUCCUGUACGUGACCUUCAACAAGAGCAUCGCCAGGCAGGCCGAGCUCGUCUUCCCCAGCAACGUCAUCUGCAAGACCUUCCACUCCAUGGCCUAUGGGCACGUCGGGCGCAAGUACCAGUUGAAGAAGAAGUUGAAUCUCUUCAAGCUAACACCCUUCAUGGUCAGCUCGGUCCUGGCGGAGGGGAAGGGUGGCUUCAUAAGGGCCAAGCUGGUGUGUAAGACGCUGGAGAACUUCUUCGCCUCGGCCGACGAGGAGCUCACAAUCGAUCACGUGCCCAUCUGGUGUAAGAACAGCCAAGGACAGAGGGUCAUGGUGGAGCAGAGCGAGAAGCUGAACGGUGUCCUGGAAGCCAGCCGGCUCUGGGACAACAUGCGCAAGCUGGGCGAGUGCAAGGAAGAGGCUUACCAGAUGACCCACGACGGCUACCUGAAGCUCUGGCAGCUCAGCAAGCCGCUGCUGGCCUCUUUCGAUGCCAUCUUUGUGGACGAGGCCCAGGACUGCACCCCGGCCAUCAUGAACAUCGUGCUGUCCCAGCCGUGUGGCAAGAUCUUCGUGGGCGACCCCCACCAGCAGAUCUACACCUUCCGCGGCGCCGUCAACGCCCUCUUCACCGUUCCUCACACGCACGUCUUCUAUCUCACGCAGAGCUUCCGAUUUGGCGUGGAAAUAGCCUACGUGGGAGCUACGAUCUUGGACGUCUGCAAGAGAGUGCGGAAGAAGACUUUGGUCGGAGGAAACCACCAGAGUGGCAUCAGAGGUGAUGCCAAGGGGCAGGUGGCCCUGCUGUCCCGGACCAACGCCAACGUGUUUGAUGAAGCCGUCAGGGUGACAGAAGGGGAGGUGCCAGCUCGGAUCCACCUGAUCGGGGGGAUCAAAUCAUUUGGAUUGGACAGAAUCAUUGACAUCUGGACCCUUCUUCAGCCGGAGGAAGAACGCAGGAAAAAAAACCUCGUCAUCAAGGACAAGUUCAUCCGAAGGUGGGCGCACAGAGAGGGCUUCAGCGGCUUCAAGCGGUACGUGACGGCGGCCGAGGACAAGGAGCUGGAGGCGAAGAUCGCGGUGGUGGAGAAGUACAACAUCAGGAUUCCGGAGCUGGUGCAGAGGAUAGAGAGGUGCCACAUCGAAGACCUGGACUUUGCCGAGUACAUCCUGGGCACGGUGCACAAGGCCAAGGGCCUGGAGUUCGACACUGUGCAUGUCCUGGACGAUUUUGUCAAAGUGCCUUGUGCCAGGCACAACCUCGCACAGCUGCCCCACUUCAGAGUCGAGUCCUUUUCUGAGGAUGAGUGGAAUUUACUGUACGUGGCGGUGACCCGUGCCAGGAAGCGGCUCAUCAUGACCAAGUCCUUGGAGAACAUUUUGACUCUGGCUGGGGAGUACUUCCUGCAAGCAGAGCUGACGAGCGACGUGCUAAAGACGGGAGUGGUGCGCUGCUGCGUGGGCCAGUGCAGCAAUGCCAUCCCCGUGGACACCGUGCUUACCAUGCGCAAGCUGCCCAUCACCUACAGCAGCAGGAAGGAGAACAAGGGUGGGCACCUGUGCCACUCGUGCGCGGAGCAGCGCAUCGGGCCGCUGGCCUUCCUGACCGCCUCCCCCGAGCAGGUGCGCGCCAUGGACCGCACAGUGGAGAACAUAGUGCUGCCGCGGCACGAGGCCCUGCUCUUCCUCGUCUUCUGAGGCCGCGGGGACACUGGGCGGACGCCUGCCCCUGCAGAUGGCAUGGGGGUGUCUAUUCCGAGUCCAGACUCACUCAUGGAGCAUUUUCCCAGGAAGAAGAAGCCGACCAGAGCUGGACCUGCUGGGUCUCUGCCCCCGGAGGUGGCCAGACCCACUGCCCCUCCUCCACACAUGGCAGGCCGAGGGGUCGGGGGUGUUCUUUUGAUAAAAAACAUUUUAUGUAUUUAAACUUUUAUUACGAGGUUUCAAUUAAACAGGCAUUGUAGCACUGGC